Oikopleura dioica is the source of this 3870-nucleotide messenger RNA. The record is from the annotation of a GenBank genome assembly. NCBI's taxonomy places the organism in Eukaryota, Metazoa, Chordata, Appendicularia, Copelata, Oikopleuridae.
AUGAGUGCAACUUUUACAGGCGAGUUUUUGAUAGCGCUACGAAAAGCGCCUUCCAAGCGCACUCAGCAAGAUAUUCAAACAUUACAGAAGACCUUCAAGACGUUAUCAUCGCUAAAGUCUCGCCCGGAUUCUGAAUUGUUAAAAUACUCGACGAAGGCGCGUUACGAAUAUUAUCCUCCCAACUCUAUUCUAUUCAAAAAAGGUGACGAGUACACCUCCUGGUUCAUCCUCCUAUCCGGCGCGGUUUUCUCCACUGGUUCCGUUUUCUAUCCACCUGCAUGUUUCGGACAGGAGCCACCCGCUGGCGGCAGUUCGAAGCGUCCCUCCCAGUGCUACACAGUGGAGCCCUCGGAGUUGAUCGUCAUCGAUACUGAGCGGGCGCGUAGAAAGUCAUCGACGACGUCGGUGACGCCAACAUUGAGUCCUAGCCGCCCUCAUGUUCGAGUCAGAAGCUCGAUUGCGUCUAAUGACUCGCCAUCUCACUCAGUAGACUAUUACUCCUACAAUUUGAACUUCGAAGACAAUGGCGACUCAGACGGAGAGGAAGGCUCACUUCCCAACUCGUUGCGCUCCUCUUGUCCGAGUCUGCUCAUAAAAGAUCAGGCGCUGGACGCGCUCGAGAAGCAAAAAGAUGAGCGAACGGAGGAGGAAAUUGACAUGCUCCAUGAGUUUUUGCAAGUGUUGCCGGCGUUCAACAACCUUACUGGACCGGUGAGGCGGGAGCUGUGCCGACACAUGGUCUACGUCUCCGUAGAGGAGAAGGGACAGACAGUUCUAGGGGACGGAGAAGAGCUAGACUCGUGGGCUGUUCUGUUGUCCGGUAAAGUAGAGCUUCGUCAUCUCGAUGGGCGAAAAGAACUGCUUGAAGUUGGCAAGUCCUUCGGCGUCACACCUUCCCUUGAGAAACAGUAUCAUAGGGGAACUCUUGUUUCUCUUGAGCCGGACGCCCAAUUCGUCUGCAUCGAGCAAGCACAGUACUACGACAUUCUUCACCGCGGCCGGGAGAAUAUGAUCGACGUCCUUGAUCAAGUCACUGGCGAAGUCUGUCUCGUGAAAGAAAAACGAAUGGACGGUCCUGUUGCAAUUCGUGGCACGCCAAAAGCGCUGUUGACCUAUCUCCUCGAGCACGAUUCCAAAGCGGACAAGUUCUUUAUUGAGGACUUUUUGCUCAUGUCGCGCAUCUUUCUCCAGAGCCUCUCGCAAAUUGGAGACACGCUAUUACAGUGGUUCGAGCAGCCAAGCUACAGGCGAAACGUUACUCGCGUCGUCUCACUCUGGGUGAACGAGCAUUUCUGCGAUUUCGACACCAACCGAGAGCUGCUUACAUUCCUCGAGAGCUUCGAGCGACGACUGGAAGAAGAAAAUCUCCCUCAAGAGCGUGAUCUGCUGCAUUUGGUUUGCGAAAGCAAGCCUCGAGAGCGUGUAAUCAAAAUGGUGCGAAAAGAUGUUGAAGGAGAGCUCUUCUUCAAAGUAAUGGGGGGCGCAGAAAAGGGCUAUCCUUUGUAUGUAAGCUCUGUGGACGCUGGAAGCCCGGCGGACUCAGCCGGACUUAAACGAGGCGACAUGAUCCUGGCGAUGAACGAUCGAAACUUCGAAACGAUGAGCUACGAGAUCGCAAUGAAAACGAUGAAGCGGCAUACGGACAUGACAUUUUCCGUGAGGACGAAUCUGUUCGGUUUCAAGAAAAUGGCGGCCGAGAUCAAGCAUCAAAAAUCGACGCCAAAAAUAAUGAGUUCAGUCAAGGAGCCAAAAGUGAAGAAAACAUCCAAGAGCCUCUCGAGCUGGAAUAUUUUUGGAACGAAGAAAAAUCAAAAAGAAAAACCUUCCAUUUUACCUAACCCGCCGAAAUUCAACAAAAGCGCUCAUGGCUCCAUUGACUCGCGCGAUCCUGAGGCUGAUCAGGACUUUCAAGGAAAUCUAUUUAUGAAAAUGCUUCUCCCGAAGGAUUUGCCGGACGUUGAGGCAAUCAAAAUCUUUCGCUCUGAUCAAACAUACAAGUACUUAUCCAUCACAAAAGAGACGACAGCUAAAGAAGUUGUUCGCAUGGCACUCCGAGAAUUCGGCUACGCAGAGGAUGAAAUACAAGGGCUCACAUCAGACAAUGAGCCACAGUACUCUCUCUCGAAAGUCUCCUGCCAGGAUGUUUCGAUCAAGCAGUCGCGCUUCCCGGACCAAGUUGCCGAUCUUUCAUCAAAAAUCAGCCUCAAUGAGCGAUACUACCUCAAAGCCCUCAAAGAAACUGCUCCACUUGUUCCGGAUUACCUAGCCCCAGAAUUGGUGAAAGAAUCCCACAUAUCCUUCCUUGACCUAUCGACCUACGAGCUCGCUUUUCAACUAACAAUACGCGAUUACAACAUUUUCCGGAACGUACUACCUACCGACUACGUCAACGACAUUUUUCAUCGCAUCGGCGGCCAGAAAGACCCCUCUCAUAUCAAGGAGAUGAACAGCUUGGAAGCGCUGGUGAACGAGGAAAUGUUUUGGGUGGUGCACGAAGUGCUCCAAGAAACCAAUCUCCACCGCCGCGCCAACAGUCUCAAACAGUUCAUUCAAACUUGCAUUCACCUAAAAGAACUUAAAAACUACAAUUCUCUCUUCGCAAUCAUUUCCGGGCUUGAUCAUACGGCCGUCGCGCGUCUCAAGCAAACCUGGACCGCUGUCAGUCCCAAAAAUCGCAAGAAAUUCGAAGAACUCAAGGCCUUGAUGGAACCUUCGCGUAACUUCUCAACCUAUCGCUCGCUGAAGCAGAAGAACGAAGUUCCGCCCCUCAUCCCUUUUGUACCUGUUGUCAAAAAGGACUUGACUUUCAUCCAUUUGGGAAACGAUACCAAGGUUGAAGGCUUGAUCAACUUUGAGAAGAUGAGAGAUUUUGCCCGCGAAAUCCGCACUCUUCGAAAGUACUGCGAACCCAUGGCAUUUCACUCUAGUUACAGUCAAAAGAACGACUCUGCUCUGAGUCAAGGAACGACGCUAUCUCGCAAGACAAACCAGAGCAGGAUGCUCAAUCCAGAAAAGCUCUAUAAAGAAAAAGCGGCCGAGCGAAAGGUCAAACAGUACUUGGAAGCUCACUGGUCAAAAAUCAUCAAGGAUGAAGACUCUUUGAUGGCUGUAUCGAAAAAUCUCGAGCCUCCCCCUGCACCGGCAUCUACAACGAGUUCACGAAAGUCUACUGGUGAUAAUUUAUCCGUGAGCUCUUCACCAGGCAUCUCAAUCCGCCACAAGUCAGCGUUAAAGCAGCAACAACCGUCCUCGACGCAUUCUAGAGGCAACAGCGAGCCAGUUCUUCUCAGCCCAAUGAUAUCUGUGACCAAAGGGAACAACAGAAAAAUGGUGCCAGUCACAGAGCUUCCUAAAUUCGGCGCCGAUAGCAGCCGCAACUACAAUAAACUGAUGUCCCUGGCUGAGCCCCCUGUCGGGACCAAUGUGUCACGCUACGGCGGGGACAGACGGCGCUAUCGCUCUGGACAGUCGGACUCUUCCGCCAAUACCAAUUCCACAAGCUACACCAAUAACUCCGCGCCUGUAAUUUCCUCUCGAGUUGUUCUCGCUAAACCACCCCUGCCUCCCUCAAAAGAAACAAGCCACAAAGUCAAAAGUUCUGAAGCAAAACUUCGUGAAAGUUCAUCGAAGCAAGGCUCGAGGCCAGUCUCGGAGCACAUCAAGAGUCUGACCCUCUCGUCGAAAGAGCGAAAACGCCAGCGUUCUGUUGAUCAGUCACGUGAAAGUGACGUGACGCUUAUCUCAACGAAGCCCUUGAGCGGCAGCAAUCGCUCUAACCAUCGUUCAACGCCCGAUUUGUUCCAAGCUCCUAUCAACCCCAUUUACCAGCCGGCGCAGUCGCGCGAUGCCACCUUUGUUACCAAAAUCUGA